CUCCAGUUUAACGUGUCGGCGUAAAAGACCGCUAGCUUUGCCUCUGCUUGUGGCACUGUAGCCGUCGUAGCAACAAUUGAAUGAGCUUCUCGUCUUUAUUGGUUGCAGAUUUUAGGAGCCGCGGUCAUUGUGUGACUUGGUUAAUUCUUUGGAACCUUUCGAAAUGAUUUCACUCUCGGAUUCACAGAAAAUUGGGAUGGGACUGACGGGGUUUGGUGUGUUUUUCCUCUUCUUUGGAAUGAUGCUGUUUUUUGAUAAGGCUCUGCUGGCCAUAGGAAAUAUUCUCUUUGUGUCAGGCCUCUCCUUUGUCAUCGGCCUGGAGCGCACCUUCAGGUUCUUCUUCCAGAGGCACAAAGCGAAAGCCACUAGCUUCUUCUUGGGAGGAAUUUUUGUGGUUCUGACCGGCUGGCCGAUCAUCGGAGUCAUCCUGGAAAUCUAUGGUUUCUUCCUCUUGUUCAGGGGAUUCUUCCCGGUGGCGGUCGGAUUCAUUAGGCGAAUUCCUGUGCUUGGAUCUUUGCUCGGUUUACCGGGAAUUAGGGCAUUGGUGGACAAAAUUGGUGAGAGCAACACUAUGGUAUAACACGACGCUGCUAGCACAAGGGGGACUGUCCCGCUAUUUAUUAUGGAUUCUCAUCGUGAUUGUAUUUUCCAGUCCUUGCCACUCCAGAAAAGUUCUUUCACACAUUUUUCUGCAGAAAACACUCAGGUUUGUCUGUAAACGUUCCUCUGACUGCAUCCAUUCCCAUCGCUCAGAUACAAGAACUAUCUGACUGAGACUGGACAACAACACAAAUGUUUUUAUUCUUUGUACCAUUCCCUUGCUAUAUUAUGGACUGAACACUGGACCAUCUCAGAGGAAAGUCAGUGCCUGGGAGCGAUCCUGUAUGUCAUGUAACUGGAACAUUAAUAAUGAAUUUUGAAUCAGAAACGGUGGUUGUAAUCUUUACAGAAAUGUGAAAUUCUGUAAAAAAUGUUUUGAGAUGUUUGUACUGUAAUUUUUACAGUGAUUUUUCUAAGUGUAUAUUUGCAAUAAAUUGUCCUUUUUGUAAA
Messenger RNA from Girardinichthys multiradiatus, 1050 nucleotides. Its product is annotated as vesicle transport protein GOT1B. NCBI's taxonomy places the organism in Eukaryota, Metazoa, Chordata, Actinopteri, Cyprinodontiformes, Goodeidae. Gene Ontology annotation, cellular component: membrane; endoplasmic reticulum. The coding region runs from base 164 to 580 and encodes 138 amino acids. Gene Ontology annotation, biological process: retrograde transport, endosome to Golgi; endoplasmic reticulum to Golgi vesicle-mediated transport. The transcript is spliced from 5 exons. The record is from RefSeq and is a predicted model, not a curated record.